Molecule: messenger RNA, 2286 nt
Organism: Plasmodium yoelii
Lineage: Eukaryota; Apicomplexa; Aconoidasida; Haemosporida; Plasmodiidae
Product: zinc finger protein, putative
Exons: 1
Coding region: 1-2286 (761 amino acids)
Molecular function (GO): metal ion binding
Source: RefSeq, a predicted model, not a curated record
AUGCAUAAUAAAAAAGGUUCAAAAUACGGAGAUAAAAAAACUACAUCAAAUAUGGGGAAAGAAACAAAUAAUGAUGUAAAAAAUAAAAAGAUAGAUGAUAAUUUAAAUAACGUUGUAAAUACGAGUGAAAGGAGAAUAUUGUUUUAUAAAACAAAAAUAUGUCCAUGGUAUAUUAAAGGAAAAUGUGAAAGACGAAAAACAUGUUUAUAUGCACAUGCCCAAAAUGAAUUAAGAGAAUUGCCAAAUUUAUGUAAAACUAGCUUAUGCCCUAAAUUAAAAAUAAAUGAAACAUGUAAUGAUAAGAAAUGUAAAUAUGCACAUACCAAUAUUGAAUUAAGAGCAACAGAAAAUUUGUAUAAAACUGCUUUAUGUGAAAGCUUUAGCAAAGGAAAAUGUUUUUCGGGUCAAUUUUGUAGAUAUGCACAUGGUCAAAAUGAAUUAAGAGAAAACCCAAUGGAAAUAACAGAUAAAAAUAUAAUAAUAGGUACAUGUAAAACUAAAAAUGAGAAUAUAAAUGGAAUAAAUAAUAAUAAAUUUGAAUUUGAAAAAAAAAAGAUAGGAACAGAUAAUAAUAGUAGUAAUAGUAGUAGUAGUGUAGAUAAUUCAAAAAGAAAUGAAGGAUAUUAUGGAUUAUCCAAAAAAAAAGAAAAAAAUGUUAUAUCAAAUAAAUAUAAUAUAUUAACAAAAAGUGAUGGAAUAUGUGAUUUAGGAAUUUCAGGAGAUCUUCAUUUAUUUAAUGAUAAUCCAAAUGGAAGUGAAAAUAUUUAUGAAUUUAAAAAUAAAAUAAUAAAACAAAAUAUAAAGAAUGUAAAUAAGAAUUCGCAAAAUAACAAUGGUAAGGCUAAUGUAGAAAAUCAUAUGAAUGAAAAUGGUAAUGUAAUUGUAAAUGGUAAUAAUAAUAAAAGGGCAGCAAAAAAAAUGGCAAAACAUGGAAAUAAAAUAAUGAAUAAACAAAUUGAUACCUCAAAUGACAAUCAAACAAAUAAUCAAGUUAGUAAAAGAAAUGAAGAAACAGUUGAUUAUGGAAAUAAACAAUUUACAUCUAAAAAUUCAAAAUAUAACAAUUCUAAUGUGAAUCAUAAAAAUGUACAUAAAGCAGUAAAUAAUUUAAUGGGCCCAUUAACAAAUUAUUUAAAACAUGAAGAAAGCUCAAAAUUUAGUGAAGAACAAUUUUUAAAUGAUAAUUUAAAUGUAUUAUCAUUUUUGGAAGAUAAUAAUAAUAAUAUAGACAAAUUUAGAAAAGGUUAUUCUAGUGUUAUUUCAAGUGAAAUUGUAAAUAAUAUUGUUGAUAUGAAUAAUGAAACUUAUAAUAAAAAUAAAGGUGUGGUUAUAGAGAAUCAAAACAUUUUAAUUUGUGAUAAAGAAAGUAAAAAUAAUAAUUUAUCAGCAUCUAUAAAUUAUGUUCAAAAUAAAAACGGUUCGAUUGUGAAUAAUAAUACUAAUGCAAAUGGAAAUGCAAAUGGAAAUGGCAAUGGAAAUGCAAAUGGCAAUGCAAAUGGAAAUGCAAAUUUUGCUUCUUCACUUUUAAAAUAUAAUGUCCAGGGUUUAGAAGAAGAUAAUGAGAUAUGCAAUAUAGAUAUACACAAUAUUGGGAAUGUAGAAAUGAACAAUAAAAUGAAUUAUUAUAAUUAUGGAGGUGUGGAGAAUAUUGAGAAUAUAGUUAAUUACAAUAAUUUUGGAUUUGAAAAUAAUAACAAUAGAAUUAUAAAUAACGAAAAUAACAAUAUUGGAAUGGGCAUACAAGAUCAUCAUCAUCAUCAUCAUCAUCAUAAUAAUAAUAAUAAUAAUAAUAACAAUGUGCUAAAUAAUAGCGUGCUAAAUAAUAGCGUGCUAAAUAAUAGCGUGCUAAAUAAUAACGUGCUAAAUAAUAGCGUGCUAAAUAAUAGCGUGCUAAAUAAUAGCGUGCUAAAUAAUAACGUGCUAAAUAAAAAUUUAAUAAAUGCUGAAACGGAGAAUGAUUUUUAUAUUAAUGAUAGAAGAAACAAUUUAAUGAAUAAUAUGAAUUAUAUAUAUAAUAAUAAUUUAGUUUGGAAUUUGAAUAAUGAUAAAAAUGGGCACAGUGAUAAUAAUAGUGAAAAUUAUUAUUGGGGUAAUGGAAAUACAGAAAAAUGUGAAAGUUGGGAUAGUUAUUUAAGAUAUGAAAAAGAAAAAACAUUUAAUUAUGAAAAAGAUUAUUUUAAGAUAUUUAAUUAUGGAAUGUGCAAUAAUAUUGGCAAUAAAUUUAAUUAUUGUGAUCCGCAUAAAAACCAAAUAAAUAAAUAUGACAACUCUCUUUUUAUAUUAUAA